AUGAAUCGUCCCGUUAAUUCUUCCACUGAUGAUUUUUUUGACAUGCCUACUCGAGAUUCGUCACCUCCAUCUCCUCAUUCAAAUCAUCAUCAAACUAAUAAACGUCCUCCAACCACGAUGACAAAACCUCGCCGACCUCAUCGCUCAAUUACAACGUCAUCGUCUUCCUCUUCUUCUCGUCAUACGUCGCCUGAAGACGGACGAAGAUCUAGGCAAAGUGGAACAAUUAACAAAGCAAAAAUAACAGAACAACAACAAAGAAGAUCGAAACCAUCAAAUCAUCGAAAACAUUCUUCAUCAUCUUCCAGUUUAGAGAGACCACCACCGGAAGAAACAGAUCCAAAACCGCUUAGUGAAGUCAGAAUUACAGCAAAACCACCCAUGUAUAGGCUAAAUAAAGAUCCAUCGGAUAAUGAUGAUGAGAAUGAUACAAGUUCAGAAUCAGGCACAAAAGUUGGUGGUGGUGAUAUUACUGACAUAUCUCCAAUGCAAACUCCUCAUUAUCGAAACAAAUCUCAAAACAAUAGCAAAACAUUUGAAUUAAACUCAAUGAUGAACGUUUUAUUAGGAAGCCAGAACGAAAGUGGUGAGUACAAAACGAAAGACUAUCUAAAAACUAGAGGACAUAUUUAUAACACAAUACUUUUAAUAUCACAACAUACUUCUGAAGAAUCAAUUAUUACUUAG
Messenger RNA from Didymodactylos carnosus, 687 nucleotides. The record is from the annotation of a GenBank genome assembly. Lineage: Eukaryota; Metazoa; Rotifera; Eurotatoria; Philodinida; Philodinidae.